This is a messenger RNA of Hydractinia symbiolongicarpus, 2187 nucleotides long. RefSeq lists its product as uncharacterized. The record is from RefSeq and is a predicted model, not a curated record. NCBI's taxonomy places the organism in Eukaryota, Metazoa, Cnidaria, Hydrozoa, Anthoathecata, Hydractiniidae. The transcript is spliced from 3 exons. Bases 1 to 2187 code for a protein of 728 amino acids.
AUGGGCGAUAUAAAUAUUGAUUGUGAUGACUCAAGUUCGACAGGUUUUGACAGUUUUACAACUUUUUGCGAAACCUACAAUUUAAAAAAUUUAAUAAAACAAAAAACAUGUUUCACAAAUACUCGUGCAUCACAAAUAGAUGUGUUUUUAACAAAUAAACAUGCAUGUUUCCAUAAUUCUAAAUCUUUUGAAACUGGACUUAGUGACCACCACCAUAUGAUUUCUACUUUUAUGAAGACUUUUUUAGUACGUUUAAAAUCGAAAGAGAUAUCGUAUAGGUGUUUUAAAAAAUUUGAUGAGCAAGUUUUUCUUGAAGAAGUGAGGAGCACAGAUUUUUGUUGUGAUAACAUAGAUCCAAAUGAAAGUUAUGAGAACCUUGUACUGAAAUUUCGAAAUAUAAUUGAUAAACAUGCACCUAUAAAAAUUAAAUUAGUUCGGGGUAACGAAGCCCCGUUUAUGAAUAAAAAAUUACGAAAAGCAAUUUACACAAGAUCUCGUCUUAAAAACAAUUUUAACAAAAAUCGAACAGAUCAAAAUAGGUCAAAAUAUAAAAAACAAAGAAAUAAGUGUGUUAGUAUGAGACGACAGGUGAUUAAAGAGCAUUUUAAUAGUGUUAUGGAGGGUGGCAUUAUUCAAAAUAAGAAAUUUUGGAGCACUGUUAAACCUUUCCUUACUAACAAAUCAGGUAAGAGCUCUAAUGAAAUUAUGAUUGUUCACGAUGAUAUUAUAGUAACGGAUGAAAAUGAAUUAGCGGAAAUUUUCAAUGAAGAAUACAUACAUAUAGUUGAAAAAUAUAGUGGAGUUAAACCAGUGUCGCUACGAAAUUAUCAAUCUGAAAAUAGAAAUGAAGUUAUCUCAAAGAUUCUAGAAACAUAUAAAAAUCACCCUAGUAUUCUUGAAAUUAAAAAUUCACUAAUUGAUCAAAAUAAUGACAUGUUGUUUAACUUUAAGGAAGUCUCGAACAAACGCGCUACUGUAUCCCCUAUUGAUAAAGGUGGGAAAGAUAAAUUAUGUGUAAACAACUAUAGACCAGUCAGCAUUUUAAAUAUAUUUUCAAAAUUUUAUGAGAGAAUAAUUAAAUCUCAAAUUGUUGAUUAUAUUGAUAAAAAACUUUCAGAAUUUUUAUCAGCCUAUAGGGAAUCAUAUGGCACACAACAUGUACUUAUAAGAUUAUUGGAAGAAUGGAAACAAAAAUUAGAUAAACAUUACGUAGUUGGUGCAGUUUUAAUGGAUCUAUCUAAAGCUUUUGAUUGCGUGCCUCAUGAUUUACUUAUUGCUAAAUUAAAUGCCUAUGGCUUUAACCAGGAUGCCCUACUUCUAAUUUUAGCGUACCAUUCUGACAGAGAGCAAUCUACCCGCAUAAAUAAUCAGCAUAACUUAAUUAAACUUUUAGAAUGUGAAUCUAAUAUAGCACUAGUGUGGUUGAAAAAUAACAAAAUGAUGGCCAAUCCUAAAAAAUUUCAAUCAAUCAUUGUCACCAGAGAUAAAUGUAACAAUUGUGAUUUAGUGGUAAAAAUUGGUGACAAGUUAAUUAAAACAGAAAGCGAAGUUAAAUUACUAGGAGUGACCAUUGAUAAUGGCUUGAAUUUCGACUCUCACAUUUCUAAACUUAUCAAAAAAACAUCAGCACAAUUGAAUUCACUGUUUAGACUUAGCACGUUUUUAUCUCACAAAGCCAAAUUAACACUGGUACAAAGUUUUAUAUACUCUAACUUUAAUUAUUGCCCUUUAGUAUGGAAUUUCUCUUCAUAUAAAUCUUUGUUGAGAAUUGAACAAAUUCAGAAGAGAGCUUUGCGUUUCUUAUUAAAUGAUAAUGAUAGUACUUACGACGAACUCCUUUUGAAAGCAGGAAAAUACCAAAUGAGCGUCUAUAGACUUAAAACAUUAUGUACAGAAAUAUAUAAGACAAUGCACGAACUCAAUCCGACAUACAUUAAAGAUAUCUUUAAAUUUCAUGGGAGUGGUAGACCAGUGAGAUCACAAAAUGUUAAUAAUUUAACAGUCCCAAAUAUAGAUACCGUUAGUUUUGGAACAAAAAGUCUCUCUUCCCUGGGGCCAAAAAUAUGGAAUAAAUUACCCAAUCACUUGAAAUCCUCAGAGUCUCUUAGUACUUUCAAAAAUGCGAUCAAAAGUUGGAAUGGAAUUAAAUGUUUUUGUGAGUCGGUUUUGAUUAGCACUACUUUUUAG